Molecule: messenger RNA, 1781 nt
Organism: Austrofundulus limnaeus
Lineage: Eukaryota; Metazoa; Chordata; Actinopteri; Cyprinodontiformes; Rivulidae
Gene: acin1b
Product: apoptotic chromatin condensation inducer 1b
Biological process (GO): RNA splicing
Cellular component (GO): ASAP complex; precatalytic spliceosome
Molecular function (GO): RNA binding
Source: RefSeq, a predicted model, not a curated record
CCGUAGCGACGUUUGUUGGGGGAGUUUAGCGGAGGGAGCAAAAUGGCGGACGAAGAUAUUACGCUUGAUGGAAAACCUCUACAUUCGCUCCGAGUUGCGGAUUUGAAAGCUGCCCUGGAGCAAAGGAACCUCCCGAAAAGCGGGCAGAAAAACACACUUAUUAAGCGACUGAAAGGGGCUCUGAUGCUGGAGAACCUCCAGAAGUCAUCCUCUACUCAGAGUGUUCUGCAGCCAAACUCUCAGAUAGGUGAAGAGAUGUGCCAGAACAGCUUCAUAAAGCAGUACCUGGCCAAGCAGCAGGAGCUCCUCCGUCAGAGACUGGAGAGGGAGGCCCAGAAGGAAGACGAUGAUGAUGAAAGCCCAGCUGGACCAGAGGAGGAUGAUGACCAUUCUGAAGAUAAUGACAGCUCAGCCUAUGUUGCAGAUAAACAUCGAACUUCACUGUCCCAGUCCUCAGCACCUGAUUUUGGAGGAGGAGGAGACCACCACCACCAGGAGUCUCUUGAAACUCCACGAGUCAGAGUGGAGCAGGGACACAGGGAGCCACCAGCCCCCUCCCCUCCUCGUGCCGUUGCCUCCCUGUCAGUGCGUGUCGUAGGACAGCCCGACCACCAGGGGUUUCCCUCCACUGUGCCCCGCCGUCAGGACAAGGAGCCUGCUGGACUCAGUCAACCUGGACCAGCUCACUCUGUCCUCAACCUCAGCCGUUCUGCUAAGAGCUCAGCAGGAAACCACGUCCAGGACGACAGUGAUGACGAUGACGAUAGCGAGGAUGAGGACUGGGGACCAGGCCCGGGCAGAGCAGGACCCCAAAAGAAAACUCCUCCCRCGCUGCCGCCGGCGGCCCCCAGUGUGUCAUCAGCUGCCGCAAGAUCCAAACGCAAGCUUCAGCCGCCGCAGCACAUCCUGCCGCCGCAGGUAGACCCCAUCCCUAUGCAGCUGCGCCACCCCACGCCUCCUCCCUCUCCACCCCCAAACCUGUUCCCUCUGCCCGACACCCCCAAGCAAAGUCCACCGGACGACCAGGAACGCCACGGCCUCCAAGAUGCGCAGGCGGCAUCUUUCCAACCCUCCCUGAUGCAGAGACAAGACUCCGAUUCCAGCUCGCGUUCGAGCAGCCCCGAACCGCCUGCCAAGCGCAGACCCGGACCCCUCUCUCUGCUCGUACACAAGAUGGAGACCGAGGAGGCUUCUUCARCUUGCAGCACGUCAGGAGAGAAGGCACACUCUACGUCUGGGUGCUCCGGUGAAUCUCCACCACCGCACGGGUCAGAAACAGAGAGAACGAUGAAGGAGAGGAAGGAGAGAGAGCAACAGCAAGAGAUGGAGAGAGAAAGAAGGAAAGCUCAAGAGCAGGAAGAGGAGAAGAAACGCUCAGAGGAAGAGGAAAAGGAGAGAAUUCGACUGGAAGAGGAGAGGAAACGGCGUCAGAAAGCAGAGCGGGAGAAGGAAAUAAAACGCUCUGAGCAGGAAAAAGAUCUGAAACAUAAAGAAGAGGUAAAGAGAAGAGAGGAGCAAAGGGUAAAGGAAGAARAAGAGAAGAAGCAGAUGAAAGCCAAUCAAGACAAAAUGGUGGCCGAAACUCAAGACUCAGGCUCCUCUUCAGAUUCUGAUUCCAAAUCAGACUCCUCAUCUCACUCAUCAUCUUCUUCCUCUUCCUCGUCUAGAGAUAAAAUUCAAACAGCUGUUACGCACAAGAAGGCAGACCAAAAACAAGAUGGAGAGGAUGAGAAAAAGCCUAACUUGGGUAAAGGGUUGGAGAAACAAAACCUUUCAAAAAG